GUCUGCGUGUAGACACUAGGUUGUGGUAGCUGAGUGGUGUAGCUAACUUGCGGCAAGAAAAAGGGGGCUGGUUGCGACACACAGUCUUACACACACGCACGCACGCAUGCAGACAAGACAAUAAAAUACACUCUUUGUUACAUGAAACCCAUGAAUUCUUUCUUAUAUGAAUUUUUCCCUCCGAAGGUGAUUACACCAGAUCAUUUGUAAAUUUUUAAAUUAUAUAUAGGUGGCAUUUAUUUUGCGUGGUUAGUGAAGGAAUUUCUAUAAACGCGUGUGACAAGCACGUGCGAUUCAACACUCCCCUGGGAGACUGUUUGCGCACUUUACCACCUUUCUGUCAUUCUCGAUGAUAUCUUGCCCCUGGCCUGACAGAGGUCAAAGUCUCAUUCUCCCCACCAACCCCAGUUAACGUGUAAUCCGUGUACUCGACGAGAGGAUCUGGAUCUGUUGCCCACCUGACCGGCCCUGAUCAACCCUGAAGGCUUCCGAAUUAAAGGUAUGUUGUUGCCUUCUUACUCUUGACAUCGAGGCCAACACACAGCCUAGCAAACCUGAAAGGAUGCGAGCCAGCAACACUAGUAAGCUGAGCUAGUCACGACAGUGCCAUCCUCCAUUCCUGUCUGCCCCUCCCUCCACGUGCGGAGCCUGUCAUCUGUCCCUGACGUCACGCGGGGGAGGUGUGGGGGCAGUGCCAUCUUUCCUGCCUGCACCACCAGUAGGCAUGCGCGAUCCGACCUGCGCUGGUCACAUGUAGUCAGUAUUCAUACGCCUAAAUCACGCCUCCGGUAUACCUACAUCCCUACUUGACGGUGAUUUGCCCACGCUCGGCGUCCUCGUCGAUAAAUUCUCCUACGAAGCGGAACUGCGGAGCCAAUUGAGACUAACGAGGGUGUAGCCAGCGUGCAGAGUGUCGAGGCGAGUACGAGUGCAGAGAAACCAAUGACACAGUUCUGGGGUACAAUAGCUUCAACGUGAGGUUUAACUUCCCAGUCAGUGUCAUUGUAAUUCAAUCGGCCAGUCUGCAGUGACAGAGUAAUCUCGCUGAAGCCAGCUGCCUUGACGCCCAAGACGUUCCUGUUGUCAUGGGAAACUGCAGUUCGAAAACUGUCCAACUGGAGCUGGACUCAGAUCGGUCCUAUGAUCUGAUCAGAGCAGCGCGGCAGAAGUAUUUAGAGGACAGUGAAAUAGAUUCUGACGAACAUAUCGAACCCGACACACCUGUGAAGCCGAAGCAGCAAUUCGAGCAGGCCAGCAUCACCAAGAAAGCCACCACCCUGGACCCCAGGGAUUACGACUACCCCUUCGAGAACCUCGUGUUGGAGGGGGGAGGAAACAAAGGCAUUGCAUAUUGCGGGGCAAUCAAGGUUCUCGAAGAGCUCGACCUGUGGAAAAACAUCAGACGGUUGGCCGGAGCCAGUGCCGGUGCGAUGACGGCAGCGCUGCUUGCCGUUGGCUACAACUCCGACCAGCUCGAGAAGUUUCUCAGCCAAGGCCUCGCCGGAAUAUUUCUAGACCACAAAUGCGGAUACUGCAGUUUGUUGCCCAAUCUGCUCACGGGAUACGGGUGGAACCCUGGGAUGAAGAUCUACGACUGGUUUGGCCAGAAACUUGCAGAGCAGGAUACUAAAAACCACAACCCAGACAUCACGUUUCUUGACGUGUACAAACAGUUUGGCAAGGAGCUGUGUAUAGUGGUGACCAACCUGAACCAGAUGUCCAUAGAGUACUUUCACCCCAAGACCACACCCAACGUACCCGUGCGGCUUGCCGUGCGGAUGUCCAUGUCAAUACCGGGGUUAUUCAUGGCCCUGAGACACUCUUAUCAUGGAGAAAAGGAUAUCUUUGUUGACGGUGGAGUGCUGUGCAACUACCCCAUCCAUUGUUUUGAUGGCUGGUGGCUGUCGAUGGAUCCCGCAGAUAGUUUUCUGAAACGUCUGCAGCCACUGGACAACAUCCAUCGGCUUUUGGACAGAACGGAGCGCUUCGGCACCAAAAAUGACAGGACCCUUGGCAUGUUACUCUUUGCCGACAACGAGAGAGAGUUGCUACGGUAUCACGUGGAAGCUCGACUCGAAACACCUCUCCAGGAAUUACCGAACACCAGACUUGCCAGCGUGAAGAAGAAAAAGAAGGAGGAUCUGCAAAACGAAACACGAAAGGAGCACGGACGUCUUGUCAGAGCUGCCAACGCUUUCCUUCGGGUUCUUGAGAAACACGAUAUUAACCAGAGCUCUACGAUCGACCGAUCAGAGCUGUCGGCUGCCCUGGAUGAUAUAAAUGACUUCAAACUCAAGUACAGGCGCUAUUUGUUCGGUGACUUAGAAGCCGAUACCAUUCUUCGGUGUCUCGACAAGGAUGGAGACGGAGAGAUCACCUACCAAGAACUCGUGCUUUUCUUGGAAGUGACGGGAAUAGACAUGCAGAUGCGUUUCCUUGGAUACCAGAGGCAGGAAGUCAACAGCUUUUACACCUUUCUUUGUACCUUAGAGUCUACACUGCUCACCAACAUCAAACGAAUCCACGUGGAGGAUUGUGACGUACAGCGGACAGUGGGCAUCAACACAGGUCACGUGGACACCAACGAUUUCGUCCUGGAGGACGAGGACAAACAGUUUCUCUUAGAUAGAGGAAGGGCAGCUUGUGAAGCCUUCUUAAAAUAUUACGCUGAGGCUAAAGAUUUGCAAAAGCGGGGAUCGGCGAGUGAUGAAAGCAGCUCAAAGGAAAACCUUGUCACACCCGAGGUUGUCUCCUCCGCUAAGAACUCUCUGGCAGCGCGAGACCCGGAGAAUACCAACACAUCAUGCCCUCCACUUUCGUCUGCUGUCUUAGAAGGUUCAGAUGAUAAGAUGAAUGAGUCCAUUGAAACCCAGAUCACAGAGGAAUGUGUUCCUUUCUUGAGAGACAAUAAAUCCUGAUCCUUGACUUCUUUGGAUCAUCAGUCACCGACCAAGUCUGCUCGACUGUCAGUCAUUAUAACCGAUUGUGUUCUUCUCACGUUGGUUGUUGGUGUAUUCCACACAGAUUCAGCAAGUUCUCAUCUCCAGCUAGUCCAGCGCUGUUGUUGCUGUGACAUGCGAGUUCUUGCCCCCGACACAGGAUCCGAGUGAGCUCCCCUCACACCAAGCAAGAGGACACCAGAUCUUGUAGCCCCGUGUGUUGUCGCCAUAAACAGAUAUUAUUACAGUUUCUUGUUCACCGCCUCAUCUCCACAAGAUAUAAUCCCUGAUCACCCUUGCUUUCACCUCACCUGCUGUCAGGUGUAAAAUGUGAAGUACAGGAACAUCAUAUCUCUAUACCAACGGCUCAUCCAUGACCUUUAAAAAAUGACAAUGAAAAGUACAAAAUCGCCCAUUACCGUGUUUAUCCCUUUUAAGAAUUCCUGUAUAGAGUGUUGUUUGACAUAAUUUUUUUUUUUAAUUUAUUACUACUCUUGCAGUAUUAAAGUUAAAUUUUCAUUUUGUCUUUUAAAUUAAAUAUUAAUUAUAUAUUUUCAUUAAUUAUUGAAAUCAAUUUUCUUUAAUUAUAUAUUUUUUUCUGUUUGAGGUUUUGUGUACCAUACUUUUGUCUUUUUCCUUUCUCUGAACAUUUUCUUCUUUCUUUCUUUCGCCCUAUGUUCACAGAUAAUUGUGCCUUUCUUUUUUCCCACGCUUUCUUGAAUUGUUUUCGUUAAUUGCAUAAAUAAUUGUCACCUGUUAUCCAACAGUGAUAAAUACCACCAAGAUGGUGUUCUCACUUCCUGCAAGGACACUUGUCAAUCACACAAUGAUAUUUGAUUGCACAAUUUGGAUGGUCCUUUGUCCUCACACACACACACACUCUCUUUUGACCCAUGUACUGGCCUCUACACCGAACUAAGACUUUUGACAGGCACCAGUGAUAAAGAAAUAUAAUUUCCAUUUAAAGUUGCUUGUUAUGUCACUUCAGUCAACGUACUGUCUGGUGCACUUGUUGAGUUGCUGAAAUACAAAUUUUAUUACAUUUGAAACUGUUUUAGAGUAGCUAUCAUGUUACAGCACAAAGUUCAUUGUAAUUACAGUAUUUGUCAUGACACUAGUUAGGUGAAAGCUAAAUGCCAUGCAGACCUUUCUAGUGAAUUUCAUUAGUUAAUUUAUAAUAAACAAAGAAAAAAACAGGGCUACAUAUUUUUCCUUGUUUUUAAGCACUCGGUUAAAUCCCUCCCACAAAUUCUUAUUCUAGCCUUAACAUAGCUUUCGUGGCCCCAUAAUCUUUCAAUGAAAACCAUUUUUUGAGUGUACUUGCUAUAUUUUUUCUCUCGUUAUUGAGUCAACGGCUUUACGAAAUCAGUAUAUUAUACGUUUUUGGGGCUGACCAAUAGCUUUUGCACGUGUGCCAUUAUAGUUCAUAUGUUAUCUACAGGGCUAUGUUUUGUUUCUGAAAACAGUUUGUGCUUCACUUACUACUUUGUGUUUCUCAAUCCAGUAAUUAAAGGAAGAGCGAGAGAGAGAGAGAGAAUAAGCGAGGGGUGCGGGUACAGGUAGCAAAUGAAUUGUGUUGGUGGAGUGGAUAGCGAGCAAGACAUUGUUAUCUUACUAACAAGUGAUGUGACCUCACUGACUGUGGUCGUUUCCAGCCAUGAUACAUUCCAAUAAAAUACCAAAGACAUU
Pomacea canaliculata is the source of this 4628-nucleotide messenger RNA. RefSeq lists its product as uncharacterized. Gene Ontology annotation, molecular function: calcium ion binding. Lineage: Eukaryota; Metazoa; Mollusca; Gastropoda; Architaenioglossa; Ampullariidae. The record is from RefSeq and is a predicted model, not a curated record. Gene Ontology annotation, biological process: lipid metabolic process. Bases 1086 to 2918 code for a protein of 610 amino acids. The transcript is spliced from 15 exons.